Aspergillus pseudonomiae is the source of this 1365-nucleotide messenger RNA. RefSeq names its product phosphotransferase family protein. The transcript has a single exon. The record is from RefSeq and is a predicted model, not a curated record. Bases 1 to 1365 code for a protein of 454 amino acids. NCBI's taxonomy places the organism in Eukaryota, Fungi, Ascomycota, Eurotiomycetes, Eurotiales, Aspergillaceae.
AUGGAUUUCGAUCAUCUUGUUGAGAAGAAACAGAACCAGAAGGCUGCCGCUUGGCUAAACCUUUGGUUGAGCCGGACUCCAGAGAUUUUGUCUAUACAACUUGCAGAGAAGCAUCGGCCUGGAGUAGUUGUGUCUGCGUGCCUGUGGAAAAGCGGUGCUUUCAAUAUAUGCUAUUGCGUCAGAUAUAAAGACGGACCAAAUGUCAUUGUUCGUUUUGCCGCCCUGGGAAGGGCUAUUCUACGCAGGGAGAAAGUCGAAACUGAAGUCGCGACAAUGAAAUAUAUACGCCACACCACUUCGAUACCUGUGCCUGAGGUUUUCGGCUCCGGUAUCUGUUGGGCUGGCCCUUACAUCGUCAUGUCAUUCCUCAAAGGGGUUCCAUUAUCACAAAUCCUUAAAGAUCCUUCUGUGAAGGAAAGGCCUAUCCUAAACCCGCAAAUAAGUGAUCGGAGCUUGAAGCGGGCUUAUCGCGAGAUGGCCGCGAUUAUCCUCGAAUUGUCCAAGUAUAGAUUUGACUCCAUCGGCUCGCUUGGGCGAGAUGAGUCAGGUUUUUUUAUUGCUAGACGACCUCUCACUUUCAACAUGAAUGAGUUGAUGGCAUCUGCAAAUUUACCGGAAGAGGUGUUCCCCUCGCACAGUUUCAGGUCAGUCACAGACUACUUUGAAGCACUUGCUACACAGCAUCUGUUCCAUCUUCGGCUGCAGCAACGAAAUGCCGUCACCGACGAGGACGACUGCCGGAAGAAAUUCACCGCCCGUUGUAUAUUUCUUAAUAUUGCAAAGAAUCUCUGCGUCGAGUAUCCUGAAGGGCCGUUUCGGCUGUAUUGUGAUGAUUUCCGCCCUUCAAAUGUCCUUAUAGAUCUUGACACUCUCCGCGUCUCGGGAGUUAUCGACUGGGAGUUCACCUAUGCUGCGCCUGCCGAGUUUACCUAUGUGGCUCCCUGGUGGCUCUUGUUGCAAAGUCCAGAGGACUGGGAAGGUGAUCUCAACCAGUUCCUGACUCGUUAUUCCCCUAAACUUCGUGCUUUUUUGGAAGUCCUUAGCGACCAUGAAAAUAUGCUGAUCAAAGAACAUCUCCUCGAUGAGUUGCAACGCGUCUCUCCACGGAUGGAACGCUCCAUGGAGACUGGAUUAUUCUGGGUAUGUUUAGCUGCGAGAUACAGCUCCAUGCUUGAUAAAAUCUAUUGGACAUUCAUCGACCGUCACUACAAUGGGACCUUUACAUCUCUCGAUGACCGUGUAGCGCUUUUGGACGAGGAACAGCGGCAAGAGAUGAACGAGUUUGUGAGGCUCAAGACUAGUCAGUGCACUGAUGAUGAGAAUUUCGACGAUCACUAUCCAAUCGAUAAGCUAUUUGAAUUAUAA